Poeciliopsis prolifica (blackstripe livebearer) is the source of this 1423-nucleotide messenger RNA. RefSeq names its product troponin I, slow skeletal muscle-like. Gene Ontology annotation, biological process: muscle contraction. The transcript has 7 exons. NCBI's taxonomy places the organism in Eukaryota, Metazoa, Chordata, Actinopteri, Cyprinodontiformes, Poeciliidae. Gene Ontology annotation, cellular component: troponin complex. The coding region runs from base 383 to 925 and encodes 180 amino acids. The record is from RefSeq and is a predicted model, not a curated record.
CUGAACCCAAGGAGCAGGCUUAAUGAUACCCCCUACGCAGCUCGAAUAUUGUUGUGAACCCCUGUAAAUGUCACUGUUGGUGGACGGACAGAGAACGUACAAGGAGCUCCUUGAGGUUGGAUCGCCAGGCGGUGUGUUGCUUGCUCCUAUUGGUACCCGCACUUUCAUUGUUUGACUCAGUUACGCUGGUUGAAGUCAGCCAUGUCGGACGGGUAAGUGCUAUCAUCUCUCGUGUGUUUUUCCACUGGUUAUUGCAUUGUACGAGAUCUAAAAUGAUAAUGUUUCAUUUCUCUUACGAAUGUCUCCAAAGACAUGUAAGUAUCAGCGAUAUACAUUUUACUCAUGUUUUGUGCAAGACAGAAGGUGGAAGUAAAUAUUAUUUAUGUGUGAAUUACAGAAAAAAUGUAAGAUCUCCUCCUCCAGAAAGCUGGGGCUAAAAAUCAGACUUUUGGCAGUUGCUACUAAAAUGCUGGAGGAGGAAAAAAAUCAGAAGAUAAAGGAGAAAGAAGCCUUGAUGGCAGAGAGACUUCCUCCGCUGAAUCUUUCUGGUCUGUCUUUACAGGAACUGCAGGAUCUGUGCAAAGAAUUGCACCGCAAGAUUGAUAUUGUGGACGAGGAACGCUAUGAUGUUAGCCUGAAAGUUUCCAAAAACGAUGUGGAGAUUGAAAACAUGAAACUGAAGAUUACCGAGAUUCAGAGCAAGUUCAAGAAGCCUCACCUGCGGAGAGUGAAGAUCUCAGCUGAAGCGAUGCUGAGCGUUCUGCUGGGCUCCAAACACAAGGAGUCGAUUGACUUCAAGGCAAACCUCAAAACUGUCAAGAAGGAAGAAGAAAAGAAAGAGGAGGUUACUGACUGGCGUAAGAAUGUGGAGGCCAUGUCUGGGAUGGAGGGCAGGAAGAAGCUCUUUGACGCUUCUGGCAACUGAAGACAAAAACACUAGCUUUUCUGUAAAAGGCACUAUUAUAACGUAAUAUUAUCCGCACAUUGUAUUGCUGAAUGCAAAGAAACACUUAAGGGAGACUCGAGGUUUAGGGAAAUGAUUGCUGCAUCAACAAUGCUGCAGAAUUGUGCUCCUUGUUCCAGCAGAUGGCAGCAGAGCUCUUUAAUUUUUCAGCACCUCUAGAAACUUUGAACGUUCAGAAACGUUUGGUGAUUUUAAACAAUAUUGUUUGCUAUUUAGACACAGUUCUCAGUUGUGACAAACUGACUUGUUGUGGUACCGCUACAAAAGUAACAUCAGCCAAUAAAAAUGCUUCUAAAACUCAAAAAAUGAUAUUACUGUUAGUUUCUGUAUAUUCAUAUCCUCCACAAAAAAGGGGAUUAUGUGUUAUUUUCUAUUUAAAUUUAGAAAUUCUCUUUGAAAGCAUACUUGACCAAGUUUAUUUUGACCUAUUAUAAUAAAAUAAAUAAAUAAAUUACACAA